This is a messenger RNA of Symbiodinium natans, 585 nucleotides long. The record is from the annotation of a GenBank genome assembly. Lineage: Eukaryota; Dinophyceae; Suessiales; Symbiodiniaceae.
AUGGCUGAAGCGGUUUCCGCGGAGACCUUGACCGCGAACCUGGCCUCUGUCGUCAGUGGGCUCAAGGCGCUGGCGCAGUCUGGCACGGGCUGCCAGGAGCGCCUCGAUGGGCAGCUGGCUCGGCUGAAGGAGCUCUUCCGCCAGGAGCGCGUGACUCCCCUGGCGACUGCCACCAUUGCGGGUGCCAUUGGCCAACUCCUGCUUCCAGGACCACACGGAGUCGGCGGCAGUGGGGUCUAUGCCAAAGAUGGAGCCACCCCCGCAUCCCGCUGCUUCAACGUGCGCUUCAUGAAGGACUUGGCAGCAAUGGUCAUGGAGGCCUUGCCAGACUUCGCGGAGGCGGAGUUCAAGAUGAUGGGAUGGGUCUUUCCCACUGCCUACCUGGAUGAGGGCCAGAUGCGCCAGCUACUUGCCAGAGCUGCAGAAAUUCAGGUCGGGCUUCGCCCCCUCCCGCACUGCGAUGCUUGUCGGGCACACCUCGGGCACGUAGUGGACUUUGUGCGCGAGAAGAUGCCGCGGCUGAAUGCCACCUUGAGUGAGUUCCUCCAGCUUUACUGCAAGAAGGUGAAGCAGUCAGGCCUGUAG